AUGCCUGCUUCGGAGUCGAGCUCUGAACCUAAGCUGGAGCAAUUAUCGGCCCUACACUGUGAAUGCAUUACCCGUGCUAAAUUUGUAAGCGAUCAAUCGGGAGUCCUAAUUUCCGAUGAAAUCGCUUCCUUAGUCACAGAGAAUGCAUUUCGUUUCGCGCAAUUGCUCGCUACCGAUUUGGAGGCUUUCGCUCGCCAUGCUAAACGGUCUACGAUCAAUCGAGACGAUGUUAUCCUCUUCACUCGCCGCAAUCCUCUACUGAGGAAGUUUUUGGAUGAAAAAUCGGCUACAUUCGAUGUUGCCUCUGGUGAAGAGGACGAAGGCACAAAACUACAGUUAUUGAAGCGGAGGGCGCGAAGGUCAAGAACUGCAAAGAAAUCUCAUGACAAUUCCUCAAUGAUGUCACCACUGAAGACCUACUUCUCUCCUACGGAUAAUACUCCUUCAACCUCAAAUGUCUCACGUGCGGCAGUAUCACCUUUGAAGAGGGCUUUUCUUGAAAGCGCAUUAUCCCUUACCGUAUCUACGCCCGUCGAGGCUGAUCGUCAACAGCCUGGCACUGGAACACCAAAGAUCUCUCUCCUUGACAGCGAUGAUGAAUUCUCCAGCAUCUUUGACGAUAUAGGUGACGUCUAG
Hydatigera taeniaeformis is the source of this 636-nucleotide messenger RNA. NCBI's taxonomy places the organism in Eukaryota, Metazoa, Platyhelminthes, Cestoda, Cyclophyllidea, Taeniidae. The record is from the annotation of a GenBank genome assembly.